AAGCUUUUUGGCUGAAGCCAUUCGGUUCGGCAUUUCAGGUGCGAUAGCUGCCGUGCCCACUUCAGCGCGUGCGGCCACCUCAGCGGGCAAUGGGCUGCGGGGCCUCGGUUGACCAGGGCCCCCAGCCAGCGCCACAUGACCCGCUGCCCGGGCUCCUGAAGGAGAUCCACGACCAGCAGGAGAAACUCAGGGGCCACGUCGGUGACUACGCGAACGAGAUGCACGAAGAGCGCUACGUGAAGACCACUCUGAUGAAGCUGAGCACGCACAUCAAGUGCAUCCAGGACCGCAAGGGUGAUGAGGACGCCCUCAACGACGCUCUGCAGUACCACGUCGCUGAUCAAGAUGCGUUCGACCUCCGCGAGGCUUCCGUGGGCUUUGGCACGGACGAGUCGAAGAUGGCGACGGUGAUCGUGGGUAGGCUUCGAGAGAAUUUGGUCCUUGCGGACGAGAUCUACAAGAAAAAAUACAACCGAACCGUCGAGGAUCAGAUUCGGGGCGAAAACAAGACAUUCCUUGGCCUCCUCACUGGAUCCCUCACCGAUUUCGGACGCUUCCUCGUCUACAGGACCAUGGAUCCUGCCGCGCGGGACGCGUUUCUGAUUCACAAGUGCAUGGCCGGCUUUGGCUGUUCCGACUUCAUUCUCGUCGAGAUUCUUUCCACGCGGACAAACGACCACUUGAGGAAGGUCGCCGAGAAGUACGCGGAGAGCCGCGAUGGUGAGGACAUGGUCGAGAGGAUCAAGAAGGAGACGGGUGGUUUCGGCAAGAAGUGGUACGGCCUGUGGGUUGACACGCUCGUGGAAUUCGACCGGGACGAGUCCCACGAGGUCACCAUCGACCCCGCCGCCGUCGCCAAAGAAUUGUAUGACGCGGGUGAGGGGAAGUGGAUGGGUUGCGACGAGAAGCCCUUCAUCGACCACCUCUGCAAGGCCAACGAGGAGACCUGCCUGGCCAUCGCUGCGGCCUACCAGGAGGCCUACGGCACGCCGCUGGCAACCGCCGUGGAGAAGAAGAUGGGAGGGGACCUCGAGUUCUCCUGCCUGGCGCGCGUGCGAUCGCAGAGCGAGUUCUUUGCGGUGCGGCUCUACAAAGCCUGCAAGGGCUGGGGCACGGACGAGGAGUGCAUCGCCCGGGUCAUCGGCUGCCUCCACAAGGCCGAGAUCUGUGCGGUGGACGAGGCCUACGCCCGGCUGUACGGCGAGGAGGAGGCGCCCUUCAACUCGCUCCGGGACCUGCUGUCCUCGGAGCUCAGCGGCUCCUUUCUCGAUGCGGUUCUGCGGUGCCUGGAUACCGUCCCUCCCAAGGGGCACAUGCUCGACGAGCAUCACUACGAGCCGCUGGCCAACAAAUCCGGUGAGGAGUUCGCGGGGAGGAUUGCGGAGUCCUACGAAGACGCCGCCGCCAAGUCCAAAGGCCAAGAGGACAUGCACGGUCCGCUGUCGCUGGUCAACGUGCCUUGCGCUGAGAACUUUGAGAUGCAGGAGCGAUGGGAGAUGGAUAUCGAGCCUAUGCUCCCCGUGUGGCAGGACACCGUGGACCGCAGCGAGUUCUUCCCGAACGACCCCGACAACGUGGAUGACGCAAAGGCAUUACUAGGGAAUCUCCAGACUGAGAACGACAAGAUGAGCCGCAGUGUCGACGCGCAGAGAGAAGCUGUCAGAGGCCUCGCCGAGCACAUCCCCAAGCGAUGCCACGAGCUCCGCUUCGUGGAGCGCUACUGCAACCAGAUCAUCGCCGACAACGAGGCCAUGCUCGAGUUCUGCGCAUCGCGCGAUGCGGAUUACGUUCACGAGGCAGUCGACGGCUGGGGCACCGACGAGGACAAGCUGAUCCGGGUGCUUUGCUCGCAGCAGAGGCCGCAGCUCCGCCGCGUGGACGCCAUCUACGCCGAGCGCUACGGCAAAAGCCUGCGCGAGGUGUGCGACGGCGAGCUCGGAGGCUUCUUCGAGGGCAGCCUGAAGUACUUCAUGAAGUGCGCGAUGACCCCCGACGCGGAGAUCGACGCCGAACUCUUGAAAGAGAGCAUGGCGGGCUGGGGCACGAACGACAACCUCCUCUGCGAGCUCGCAUGCACGCGGAGCAACCGGGAGCUCCGCGACGCCAAGACGGUCUUCGCGGAGCAGAACGGGAAGUCUGUCGAAGAGUGGGUUGAGGGCGACACUAGUGGCAAGUACGAGUCUUUCCUCCUCGCUUGCCUGCGCGCGGACCGGUGCGAGUCGACGGAUGUCAACGAGGAGCUUGCGGCGUAUCAGGCGCAGAGGUUGUAUGAUGCCGCGUCCUCCUUUACCGACGUCUUCUGCGACUCGGCCGCGUACAUCGACGUGCUCGCCAGGGCCUCCGUGAAGCAGGUGGAGUGCAUCAAGACCACAUUCGAAGCAAAUUUUGGUGAGUCGCUGGAGGAGUACAUCAAGAGCAAGAUGAACGGGGACUGGGAGCGGGUGCUGCUCGCUAGGAUCCUGGACAAGCCGACCUACUACGCCAGGAUCCUCGAGAAGGCCUUCAAGGGCUUGGGCACGGACGAGAACGCUGUCUCGCGGGUGCUUGGCCGGAACACGAAGGGCUCCAUCAGGAUGAUCGCCGCGAGGUACGAAGAGUUGUACGGGAGGAGCCUCCACGACGCCAUCGUGAGUGAGACGUCUGGGAAUUUCAAGAAGGCUCUCCUGACCAUGCUCUUCUCUGAGGCUCCCGCCGGGGAGAAAGACCCUGGCUUGGAUGGAGACGCGGCGGGCGAGGGGGAAUAGCUUAGACUUUCCUCUGGCCGCGAGCUGUCUGGCAAGCUGCACUCGUCGUUGUGGACGCCACUCCCGCGCUCAGCAGCGCGUGCACGUGUCCGCCCUUCGUCCACCUCAUCGUGCCCGAGGCGCCCCUCGGCGUGGAGAGCCCCCCGCUCCCGCGGCGCCUCCUCCUCCUCCUCCCCCUUGGCAGUCGGGGCUACACUUCAGCCAUCAGGACUUAGAUUGAGCCAUGAGGAGGAGGACGAGGAGGAGGAGGAGGAGGAGGAGGAAGAGGAGGGAGGAGGAGGAGGCCAACGAGCCCACAGGACAAUUGAGCCAACAGGCCGGGCGCUGGCACUGUCGGGAGCGCG
This is a messenger RNA of Prorocentrum cordatum, 3088 nucleotides long. The record is from the annotation of a GenBank genome assembly. Lineage: Eukaryota; Dinophyceae; Prorocentrales; Prorocentraceae.